AGAUUCACACCGUUUACAUUCACACGCAUACACACACUCGUCGUGUGUUAUUAUUUAUUAGUAUUAUUGUUUUCUAGGAAAGCACCCCGUGUGACUACGCCCAUCACAGCUUAUUUGUUUUUGUCGUCGUCGUCGUUCAUCAUGUUCCGCCGCGUAACGCUUCCGCUGGGCACCACUGCGGCCCUCAGCGCCUUCAACAUGGCUGUCCGCGGCGCCUACCACCGACCCACCACCCACGACUGGUCGCAGAUCCUGCCGCAGAAUAUGUCGCCUGAGGAGCUCGCCGCACUGCAGGCACAGAGCCACCGCACCGUCUCCGGCGUAGUCCCUGGUGAAAUGUUUAUGCGCCACUGGAUCGCCGCGGAGCAGUCCACCGUGUCCGUCGUGGACCGCGUCAUCUCCGGCAUGAUUGCCGUCGUGACAAUGUUGUGGGCCGCCGGGUACGCGACGCUGGGCUACAACGGCCACAACUCCGCCCACGUAGCAGGCUGGAUGUUCAUUGCGUAUUGGCUGGUGCUCCACACGCACAUGAUGUGGCUCGUGCCCACCUUCCUGGGACUGGCGCUGCUGGAGCUCCUUCUGAAUUAA
Messenger RNA from Leptomonas pyrrhocoris, 588 nucleotides. RefSeq lists its product as hypothetical. Bases 142 to 588 code for a protein of 148 amino acids. Lineage: Eukaryota; Euglenozoa; Kinetoplastea; Trypanosomatida; Trypanosomatidae. The transcript has a single exon. The record is from RefSeq and is a predicted model, not a curated record.